This is a messenger RNA of Eufriesea mexicana, 708 nucleotides long. RefSeq names its product piggyBac transposable element-derived protein 4-like. The record is from RefSeq and is a predicted model, not a curated record. NCBI's taxonomy places the organism in Eukaryota, Metazoa, Arthropoda, Insecta, Hymenoptera, Apidae.
GCGAUGGAUGAAUGACUGAUGAAAUUUAAGGGGCGCGUGUCUUGUAAACAAUUCAGUCCUUCAAAUGGGGCGAGGUUUGGGAUUAAAUUUUAUAAACUGUGCGAGUCAGCGUCGGGUUACUGCUAUAAUUUCAAAAUAUAUUCAGGAAACGAUAAAACAAAUCUUGAUUACAGUGCAUCUGAAACUGUUGUGAUGGAGUUAUUGAAAUCAAUACUAGAUAAAGGACAUACGUUAUAUAUAGAUAACUGGUAUUCUUCGCCGAAAUUGUUUUUAACUUUGGUUAGAAAUGGAACAAACGUUCUUGGGACAGUACGUUGCAAUAGAAAAAAUAUGCCGGGAGAUUUUGUCAAAGCAAAAUUAAAAAAAGGAGAAUGUAUCAUAAGAAGCUGUAAUGGCAUACUACCGUUGAAGUGGAAGGAUAAACGAGACGUCCGUAUUAUUUCAACAAAGCACGAAAGUGCAGAAACGAUUGCACAAAACGAGAGUCACCUAAGCCCUAUUUUUAAGCCAAAAUGUAUCGUUGAUUAUAAUAUGGGAAUGAUUGGUAUUGAUCGCCAGGAUCGGGUAUUAGCGAGUUUCCCUAUUAUGAGAAAAUUCGUGAAGGGGUACCGAAAAAUCUUUCUUUAUAUAUGCGAUAUGGCACUUUUGAAUUCAUAUAUUCUAUACAACAAAAACAGUAUGGCAAAGAAGGAGAAUUACAGCGAGUAA